AUCUUUUCCAUAAACUAAACAAUUCUUCUUUAAAGAUUUGUAAAAGAUGACUAAAAAAGGAACUCUUACAGUAACUGUUGUUGAAGCCAAAAACUUGAAAGAUGAAGACCUUAUUGGUAAAAGUGACCCUUAUAUCAAACUUAUUCUAAAUGAGAAUAACACUCAAGCUACCUCUACUAAGAGUGGUGACUUAAACCCAACGUAUAAUGAAACAUUCACCUUUAAUAUUGACGGACAUAAACACCUCGAUAUUGAAUGUUGGGACAAAGAUACAGUUACCAGUGAUGACAUAAUUGGAAAAAACGAUGUUAGCCUCUCUCAUGUUAUCUCUAAAGGAACCGAUGAUGUCUGGGUUAAAUUAAAAUCAGGAAAACUUGGAAUUAGAAGCAAGGGAGAAGUUCACUUACAGAUGACAUUUGAACCUAUUGCUUAAAUUUUUUUUUUCGAUUACUUUUUAUAAGAACUUUCUUUUUGAUUCUUUUUCCUUAUAUUUAUUUAUUUGCCAAUAAAAUAUUGUAAUCGUUUUUACAUAAUUUUAUCAAUUUAUCGAUUACAUCAUUAUAUCAAGUUUAUCUUUUGUAAUCUUCAUCGUACGAAUAAAAUUAUCAUGUAAAUCAAUAUAGAAAAAGGAGUUAUUUGACGGAAAGUAGUGAAACAACUAAACGCCAAUACGCAUUACUAUUAAAGCGGUGUGAUUAUAUGAGAUAUCACAUUUUCCCACGCCCGAAUAGAUAAUCUAUAUAUAAAAUGGUUUAAAUAUUUGUUUGAUACAGGAAAAAAAACCCUUUCUCGUAUACU
Rhizophagus irregularis DAOM 181602=DAOM 197198 is the source of this 798-nucleotide messenger RNA. RefSeq lists its product as uncharacterized. The record is from RefSeq and is a predicted model, not a curated record. Lineage: Eukaryota; Fungi; Glomeromycota; Glomeromycetes; Glomerales; Glomeraceae.